This is a messenger RNA of Octodon degus (degu), 4586 nucleotides long. It is a transcript of the gene Rybp, whose product is annotated as RING1 and YY1 binding protein. The record is from RefSeq and is a predicted model, not a curated record. Gene Ontology annotation, cellular component: nucleus. Lineage: Eukaryota; Metazoa; Chordata; Mammalia; Rodentia; Octodontidae. The transcript has 5 exons. Gene Ontology annotation, molecular function: DNA binding; transcription coregulator activity. Bases 210 to 896 code for a protein of 228 amino acids. Gene Ontology annotation, biological process: positive regulation of DNA-templated transcription.
GCGGGGACUAGUCUCGUCCGGAGACUGGCAGCAGCAGCGGCGGCGGCAGCGGCGGCGGCGGCCGGAGCUCGAGCUCGAGCCCUAGCGGCUGAGGGCGGGCGGGCGGGCGCGGGGGAGGGAGGGGGCCGGUCCGCGAAGACUCUCGGACGGCCUUUCUCCUCGGAGCGGCGCCGGGUGCGGCUGUGGGGGGGCUGGGGUACAGCCCAUCCAUGACCAUGGGCGACAAGAAGAGCCCGACCAGGCCAAAAAGACAAGCAAAACCUGCCGCAGACGAAGGCUUUUGGGAUUGUAGCGUCUGUACCUUCAGAAACAGUGCCGAAGCCUUUAAAUGCAGCAUCUGCGAUGUGAGGAAAGGCACCUCCACCAGAAAACCUCGGAUCAAUUCUCAGCUGGUGGCACAACAAGUGGCACAGCAAUAUGCCACUCCACCACCCCCAAAAAAGGAGAAGAAGGAGAAGGUUGAGAAGCAAGAUAAAGAGAAACCUGAAAAAGAUAAGGAAAUUAGUCCUAGUGUUACCAAGAAAAAUACCAACAAGAAAACAAAACCAAAGUCAGAUAUUCUGAAAGAUCCUCCUAGUGAAGCUAACAGUAUACAAUCUGCAAACGCUACAACAAAGACCAGCGAAACGAAUCACACCUCAAGGCCCCGGCUGAAAAAUGUGGACAGGAGCACCGCACAGCAGUUGGCAGUAACUGUGGGCAACGUCACCGUCAUUAUUACAGACUUUAAGGAAAAAACUCGCUCUUCCUCGACAUCCUCAUCCACAGUGACCUCCAGUGCAGGGUCAGAACAGCAGAACCAGAGCAGCUCGGGGUCAGAGAGCACAGACAAGGGCUCCUCCCGCUCCUCCACGCCAAAAGGCGAUAUGUCAGCAGUAAAUGAUGAAUCUUUCUGAAAUUGCACAUGGAAUUGUGAAAACUAUGAAUCAGGGUAUGAAAUUCAAAUCCUCCACCUGCCCAUGCUGCUUGCACCCCUGGAGAAUCUUCUGUGGACAUCGACCUCUUAGCGAUGCUGCCAGGAUAAUUUCUGCUUGCCAUGGGCAUCUGGCCACCAAGGAAUUUCGCACCCUGACGAUUACUCUUGACACUUUUAUGUAUUCCAUUGUUUUAUAUGAUUUUCCUAACAAUCAUUUAUAAUUGGAUGUGCUCCCGAAUCUACUUUUUAUAUAUAUAUAUAAAAAAAAAAUCUGCUGUGCACAAUUUUCCAUGUACAUUACAACUGGUAUUUUGUUUUGUUUUGUUGAGGGUUGGGGGGGAGGGAAGUUUUAUUUAUUGUGUUCACAAACUCCAUCCUUUCAGCAUAUCCUCUUAAGUUUAGUUCUUUCUUGCAGUUAUACUAUGUACUAUCAGUUUUGAUAUAACUAUAUAUAUAUAAAUAUAAAAUUAUAUAUAAAGGGUUAUUUGAAACCAAUUCAUGGCAACGCUGGUGCUUGAUACACUGUGAAGUGAAUACAACAUUGAAUAGUUACAGAUCUGGGACAGUCCCUUCUAUGAAAGUGCUGAAAUUGAAUUAAAUCAGUCUUACAUGAAGUAUGUUCCAGCCCACAAGGGAACUUGACUCAUCUGUCUAUAAACAGUACUGGAUGAUAUAAAAAUAUAUAUAUUUUUAAACUAUGUGAUCUCAAAUUUAAUGACUGCUCCAGAUAGUCUGCAUUUUGCAAUGGGAUAACUGACAAAUCACAAGUGGUUUAGUUGGGGAGGGCUUUGAUCAUCCAAAAGAAAUUAAACUAGCUCCAGAAUGCCAAGUAUUCGUGUAAAUUACGGUUACAUGUUAACAUUGCUGUUCUCACUUAAUUCAUGAAAAUACAGUGUUCUGUACCUCGAAUUCCAUCCAUUUUCCAGACUUCUAUUCAUGUCUGAGAUAAAUCUAGAAGUUGUCUUUUAGUUUUAGGAUUAAACAGUCUAAAACUGCAUUUUUGGCCUAUACCAUACUUGGAACCAGUCCCAUGUUUCCAUUUUUCACAUGACUUUGCAAGGGUGGUUUUUGUUACUGGAAUUUGUUUGUGUCAUGUUCCCUAGUCCCUCACUUACCAGUGUUGUGAGAAUUCAUUUUUCUUUGGUACAACCUACUAUUGUUUGUUUUACUAAACAAAUACUAUGAACUACACAUCAGUCCCAACAUGGAGCCCUGUAGUGUGUAGACAUUUCCCAGUACCCUGGGAAAGGACUCUGGUGGUGAAUGGCCAGGAUGCAGGGAAAACUCAUACUCAUGGUGAGAGCAAACACACAUGUGAUCUUUGUCUUCCUUGACAGGGAGUGAACCCCCCCCCCCACGUUUUACUGCCUUGCAAAACAAAAACAAAAAAAAAUAUAUCAAAGACCGCUAAUACACUACCAUCUAUCAUUUAAAAAACAUUUUGCUUUACUUUUAUUUGGAUUUGGGGCUCUGCCUCUGUUUGACUUCUGUGUUCAUGUCCACUGAGUUUGUAGUACUUUGGAGUCAUUUCAAACCUUGUUAACCUUCCUUUAUUUGAUCUUUAAAGACUCACGAAAGGGCAUAUGAUGGAAUGAAGCACCACAUUUUGGUGUUAAAGUGGCUUGCUUAUUAAUAGAAGUAACUUCUGUGGAGGCAACAAGUAAAAAGAAAUUAACAGCUUGAAUUGAGUAGCCAACAGUAAAGGUUCCUUUCACAUUUACAUUAAAACUAUCCCAUAGUCCACUAAUUACCAUAAUUUAAAUUCUGUUCUUAAAAGGUCUAGAUUAUAAAGCAGUGCCAUUUGUUGCUGUGGUCCUCUCAAAUGCAUGGACAAUGUUCCCCUCUUUUUAAACUAAUGCUUGUAUCUGGGAUGCAAGCUGUGCUUAUCUUUUUAAAUACCUUUUUAAAGUAUUUAUUAAUGAACCAAAGGAAAUUAGGUGCUCUCUACAAGCAUCAGAAUAUAUAAUACAUAGUGAUUUGACUAUGACUUUUAAAUCCACAUUUUAAUAUUAGUGGGAUAUUGCAAAGACAUUCCUUCUAAAGUUUUAAUAUUCCUUUUAUUAAGGGUCUCAGGGAGGGUAAAUUAGUCAGCCAUAUUUAUUUUCCAGAGGUGUAAGAAAUUGCUAAGUUUUUAAUUAACUUUUUAAAAAAAUUUAAAUGCCACCAAACUUGUGGGUUGCACUGCUUUUUGAACCAAUAAUUGUUGGUAUGCACUUUGUCCAGAAACACUGUGUACUUUUUCAAAAACAGUUUCAUGUAAAGUGAUUGGACCCCUAGAUUAGUGGAAUAGCUGAUGAACCAGCUACUCAUAGGCUGCUAAUUAACUCAUUGCCAAUGUUUUGGUUUUUCAAUUUUGCCUCCGUGAUAAAUUAAAGAAUGGGGAGAGGUGAAGGAAGGGGAGGUGGAUUGCUUUUGAACAGGUGGGAUGAACUUGCUGUUUUGGUAGGAGCUAUAGUUGCAGUGGGAGUUACCUAAGCAAUCAGAUGUUAGAAGACCGCCCUUUAGCUGCAGUUCUGUUGGGGUAGUGAAGUGGUAGGUAUUUUUAGACUUUUAAUUUCUGAAGUUGUUGACACCCCUCAGGCAUGUAUUCUGGAAAUGGAAUUCCUCUUUCUGCCUUUGCAGUUGCCCUACAAUUAGUAGGCAGUGCAUAAAAACACUAGUGUAGGUUAUAAAGAUAUAUAUUAAAAGAGGACCAGAAAUACUUGGUAUUCAGUGGCACAGAAAGCAGGUUAAAAAAAAAAAAAAAAAAGCACAGUGUUAUGCUUGCAAGUUUCCAUUUGUUUUAAUACAACACACUCACACUUGUGUGUGCCUGGGCACACUCAAGAGCUUACCUGACUUGUUCUGCUUGAGUCAUGCAAUUUUUAAAAAAGAUAAAGGCAUCUUGACACCUAGAAAACAUUUUAAUCAAAACCUUUCAGUUUCAAUCUGAAUAUUUAAGAGAUUGGCAAAAGCUUCUGUGAGUUUUAUUCCACUAAGAUGUUUUACCUGCCUUAUCGAGACCAUUCUCAGUCUACUUUUUUAAGCUACCGUAUCUUAAAUUAUUGAAAAUUUAUUAAUUGCUGAAUAUAUAAUAACCUUUGCUUGUAUGUAACCGAAAAUGGUUUUAAGAGCCAACAUUUAGAGUAUGACAAUGGAGCUGAACAGUUUUUAAUGCGCAAGCAGUUCUGUUCUUGUGUAUGACUUGUAACCUUAAUUUACUGUGUAAAGAUGGUUACAUUAUUUCCUUAGCUUUGUUUGUUGGAGACAAAUAGAGAAUGCUUGUUAAGUAUGUCAAAACAUAAUCUUGUGAAUUUUUGUUAAUGUAUUAUACGAGCUAUAUUUUCCAUUUGCCCAGAAAGACAGCUUGUAUAACGCUUUUGGAAGUUUUCUGCUCUGUAACGUCUUUAGAGCUGACAGUCUGUUAGGUUUGUUUUUUCUUCAUGCUAAAGUGUCAGUUGGUGGUUUUGUGAACUGGUCAGAAAUUCACAGGUCUUAAAUGUUUUGGGGGAAAUUUAUAUUGGACACUGCUCUUUGUCUAGCAAAUAAAAGAUGUUAAUAUAUUCCUGUUACUGGCAUGUGCACGACUAUGUUAUUAGAAGCCACUUUAUCAUUUUCCUGCUUUAAAUAGAAAUGUCUAUUUAUGAAUUCUGCUUGUAGUUUUUUCACAAAUAAAAUAGUAAAAUUUACA